This is a messenger RNA of Anopheles stephensi (Asian malaria mosquito), 7451 nucleotides long. Its product is annotated as protein TIS11-like. Lineage: Eukaryota; Metazoa; Arthropoda; Insecta; Diptera; Culicidae. Bases 1715 to 3316 code for a protein of 533 amino acids. Gene Ontology annotation, molecular function: mRNA binding; metal ion binding. The transcript has 4 exons. The record is from RefSeq and is a predicted model, not a curated record.
GAGCCACCAAGUGCGAUCGCUUCCAACACACGGGCACAGAAUUGAAACGAGCGGCGUCCAGUGCAGAUCGUAGCGGACUUAGCGCAGCAGUUGCGAACGAGUUCCGGUGAACCAAAGGUUUUGAACUGUGCAAGUAAGGCCCACACGACGGCGGCGCGCUACCACAAUAAGACGAGUGCAGCCAAAUUCGGAACAACGAGUGAAUAUCGAGUUAAAGAAGCAGGCGAACGUUUGCCCAAACAACAGCCAAGUUUCAGUGAAACGUUGUCACACUCACCUAGCCCGGGACAUUGUUUUGCUAAGUUUUCCGCGAUUUAUAACCCCCCACCCGGUGUGUGUUGUGCCCCAUAGAAAGGGAGCAUACAUUUCCGCGCACAACAGAACAAACGCAUCAGUGAGUGUGUGUGCGUGUGUGUAGUAGAACUUCCGCGAUUAGAGUCGAAUCCGGGGUCCGUCAGCAAAAGUUUAGUAGCAGCGGUAGUUUGUUGAAUUUAAGCUCAAAAUCGCCAACUUGGUGAUUUACGUAGGAGCAGGAUUUCGAUCAAACCAAUCGCGUUCUAACACCCGAUUUUCCCGGUAUUUUUGGUGCGAACAAAAGAAGCAAACAUUCUACCUUGUUUUCGGGUGUAUAAAGUAGUGUACUAUUGGCAAAAGUGAAAUAUUCGCGUACAUAUUCCUCAAUCGAAUUGUGGUUUAGUGUGAGUCUCUCAUAUAAUCAUACCCGGGAAACCAUUUUUGAUUCUGUGCUAUUGGAACCCUGCUUCCCUUCACUUGCUCCCACCUCAGUUGGAAAAUCUCAUCAUCACAGAGGAGCCGAUAUAGGAAAGUUCAAUACACUAAACGUGCGCGCACGCUAGAUAGAGCACUGGUACGAGCCGGUUUCAAGAACUGCCCAACGCAAAAACAACAGGCCAAGGUUAAAGCAAAAGUGAGAAAGAAAGGCGCGCAGUAUUUCUUCUGUUAGUGAAAAUCAUUAUUUAACCGCAACAAAUAGUGCAUUUUCCCAGAGCCGAAACGAAUUCGCUAUUGUAAGCGUGUGUGCGCGCUAAAAGAGAAAAGAAAAAAAAAAAAAGAUUACUCGAAAUUGUUCUGCUGCUGUUGCGAAGGAAGAAAACAGGACGGCAGGCAGCUAAAGUCGCGUCCUGUCAGUUCCCGUACUUAGCCAAAGCCACCGGAAUAAUAGUGGAGUCGUCGUCCUUAAUCGGAAAACCAACAAGCAAGUGUUUUUUGUGUGUUGUGUGUGUAGUUUGCGGCGAUAUCAAAUUUUAUUGUGUUGAGCUUUUGUUUUAAUAUCCUUCACGAUCGCCAUAACAAGUGGCGUGCGGGUGUGAGUGUAUGAGUGCGCGAGUUUUUAUUUUACUACGCUGAUAAAAGAAGCUGGCAAGUGAGUGUAGGAAAGCCCUGCCCUAAGAAGCACGCGCCAUCCCUCUGAUAUAUCGUAGUGAAGUUGUGUUGUGUGUGUCCUGAAGAUCGAUCGGAGAAAAUCCCCAAUCACACGAGAUUCUUCUCUGUCCUGUGUCAACGCACCCACAGCCUCCAAGUGUCUCAGUUAUCAUCUUCGGCUCUAUCCGCGACGCGCCACUCAAGUGUGUGCGUAUGUGCUAAUUAGUUGGUGCGUUAGAAGAGUGUGCCCUGGCGAAGGGAAAGAAGAAGAAAGAUCACUGCAAACCGCAAAACGUCUAGAUACGCGCGCAUCUCCGUAGCCAACAACAACAUGUCUACUGCAAUAAUGCACAGCACGUCACUCUACGACUUUGGAGAGUACCCACGGAACAAGAACCAAAACAGCACUUCCCGAAGCAGCAACUCACAGAUGAUCGUUGGCGGUGGUGGUGUUGGUGGGGGCAACAACGUGCACAACAUCACCCCCGUCGGUGUAUCCAGCAACAGCAGCAACCAGCUUACGUUUUCGUCCGUAUACCUUAAUGCAACCUCGAACAGCAAUGCUCAACGGCUUAAUUUGCUGUUCGCGCUGGACGAAGGGGCCACCGGGCCGUCGCAGCACAAGCAGCAGCAGCAGCAUGGCGGUGGUGGUGGUGGAGGCGGGGCACAUCAUUCCCUGUACCGUACCGCUUCCCAGCCGGCGACCCGCCACAAGAUGGAGGAUAUCCUGGAUAUGCUUUCGCUGAACGCUGGCAUGAAGCUGCUGCCGGAGCUGACCAGCUUCGGCAGCGCGGCCAGCAGCGCCAACUCCAUCAACAGCAACAACGGCGGCAGCAACAGCAGUAACAGCAGCAACAACCAGCACGCUACUAGCAACACUUCCUCCUCCUCCGGUCACCGGAAGUUGGAACGAACGCAGUCCGAACCACUGCCACAGCAAGUAAAUACCUCGAGAUACAAAACUGAACUCUGCCGACCGUACGAGGAGGCGGGAGAGUGCAAGUACGGUGACAAGUGUCAGUUCGCGCACGGCAUGCAGGAGCUGCGCAACUUGCAGCGCCACCCGAAAUACAAGACCGAACUGUGCCGCACGUUCCACAGUGUGGGCUUCUGCCCGUACGGGCCACGCUGCCAUUUCGUGCAUAACGCUGAGGAGGCGCGCAACCACAACCGUAACGUGGCCGCUUACCAUGCACGUUUGGCCGCGGCUGCCGCAGCUGCCGGCGGCAACAACUCGUCCCAGUCAUCGCAGGGUGCGACCAGGAGCAGCAGCAACAACAACAACAACGGUCCCAGUAUGAUCAACAGUAACAACCAUCAUCAUGGUCACGGUCAUCACCACAAUCAGCAGCAACACAGCAGCAGCAGCAGCUUGAAAACGCUGUCCGUGGUACAGCUGCAUACGGCGGCCGCUGCUGCCAUACUGCAGCAGCAAACAUCCAUCGCUCAUCAUCAGCAGCAGCAAACAUCCAUCGCUCAUCAUCAGCAGCAGCAGCAGCAGCUACAUCAUCAUCAGCAGCAGCAGCAACACCACCACCACCAUCAUCAUCAGCUGCCACUCAGCCCGGCACUGUCGAUGUCCACCGGUUCGGAUCGGGCCUCACCGAUCGGUUCGCUGUCCCUCAGCCCGACCACCUCGAUGGCCAACUUCUUCCCGGAAGCGAUCAGCCCGACGCUCCAGCAGGGUGGUGCUAUACCGCAACCGUUCCUCCUCCCCACCAGCCCACCGGCCAGCCCGAUCGAAGGCCUGUCGCCCAUGGCCAGUCCACCACCGUCGUCACCCUCGCUAGUCGCGAUGACGUUGGGUGGUGGUCACGGUGCCGGCGGUGCUGCUGGCAAUAAUAGCUGCUCCACCAACGGGCAGGAAGAGCGUCUGCCGGUGUUCAACCUGCUGAGCUCCGUCGUGGACCCAUACUCUCAGCUGACGCUGUAGAAACCUUGCACAUAACUUUGUUUCGGAACUUUGUUUCUGACGUCGUGUCCCUGCCCUCCCCUUGGGGAUGAUGGGCGGGUGGAACGCGCCGGGACACUUUUGAACGAUGUUUUUGUUUUGCUUUUUGGAGCAAAAAAAAGCAACAGCUUAAUUGAGCUUUUGUCGACCGGCGCAUAUUAUUCGGCAAAUUAGCGACAAACAUUUGGUGUAAAGAAUUGAACGAACUUGUGUGUGUGUACACACGCACAGGUGCAUCCCCACGUAAUAUUUCCAUUAUAAUUUCUAUGGGGUUCCCUCUGGUUAUAAUGGGCGAUCGAGAGAAGGAGAGAGAGAGAUACAUUUAUAUAUAGUACACAACAACAACAACAACAACACACCACCUGAUAGUGUUGGCCCCGCUGUAAAACGCUUACGAAAUAGGUCUCAGAGAUAUGAUGGUUAGGCGCGUGUGUGAUACUACUCUGUGUGGUGGGUAUUUGUUUGUUUUUUUUUUUUGGCUUUUUGUUUUCGGGGAUUACUACUGAACAUUUCUGACGUAUUUAUAUUUAAAUCUAUUUGAACUUUGCCCCUAUACUUUUUUUGUGUGGAUUACAUGAAACUGAAAUGCAACAGGAGGAGGUUGGGUAAAGGUAGCAGUGUGUGCUGUGGGGGAGAGUAUGCAAGAAGGAAGAGGGAACUAUCAACUAAUAAUGAAGCAAACUAAUAAUGGAUUAUAGUAAGAGAAGAAAAAUAUUUAUUGAUUUUUGCACUAUAUUUACAUACACCGCCACCCUCCCCACCCCGCUCGACCCUCCUUUUUUUUUCGUCUUAUUCUAUUUUCUUAUGUGAUGUAAACGGUACGGUUAGAAAUAAUAUUAUUGAAAUAUUUCUUUUAAUUAUUUGCUCUUACUAGAAAUAGUGUGUAACGAACAACGUUUUUUUUUUUUGGGGGGUGUUUUCAUUUUGUGCACUUCAUUCGCUGACACGGCAAACCGGAAUGAAGGCGAGAUGACUACGCUCUACUGCUGACUAUGAGAAAUACAAAACCCCCACAUCAGGUGUUGCGAAAUUCACCUGACCGAUAGUGAGGGAAAUAUAGAUAAAAACACCGAGUAGCACGUUGUUUGAUAAAAAGCGCAAAAGAAAACACUCACGCACACACACACACACCAUCCUUCAGUCCCCUUUUCUCGGGGGUGAGGGAGGUGGGUGAAAUGGUGCACCGGGGUUCAUCCGGGUGUGCACUUAACCUGCUGAUAGGGCAAAUGCGCUUAGGGCAGAGUAUGAAAGAUGGUGGUAGAAGAGCGAGUGAGGAAGAGUUUGCCAAAUGGAAGUGACAGAAUUUAGAGAGAGAGAGAGAGAAUUCAUGCUUAAACGAUAUGACGAGAGAGACAGACACAUUUUCUAAUGCUCGACAAUAAUGCUAUUUUUUCCACUAUGAUAAUUCCUAUCACAGCAUUUUCUUCUACUGUUGUUGUAUCUACUCCGUAUCCCUUUACCGCCUUUCUCUGAGGACAGUAACCCACACACACACACUUGCAUAUAUAUAUUAUAGUCACAAAACUCAGAUUUAUUUAAUGAUUAUUUAUUACAUCUACGCAAAGCACGAUAAUAACAAUGAUAUCGAUAAUUUCCACAUACACACUCACAUUAUUCGCACAGUUUUUCUUACUACUACUACUGCUACUGUUUCUACUUUUUGAAUUAAUGAAUUAAACACACACACUCACCACCAACUCAAUAAGCGCUAUCCUUGUGGAAAACCGGAUCGGAAGGACGACGACACACUGCUGUCGUCCCUCAACGCAUCUCUCUCACUCUCUUCCCGCACGCGUGCGCCACACUCGGGAGUCGUCGUCGUAUAUUAUUAAACGGAUUUCGUAUUUUUUUAUACAACUAUUAUAUUACACUGUGCCUAUAUAUUAUUUACUUACACAUACACGCAAACGGAAUUUCGGAGCUUUUUACUCGCGGCUCCGUGUGUGCAAAUCCUGGGUGAUGAUAACGAAUAUGUAAUGUUAGUAGUGGUAGGAGGAGGAGGUGGAGAAGCACAACAGCAACGAGCGCACAGCAAAGCACUAUUAAGAAUCCCUUUUUUAAUUUAUUUUAUUUAUUCUCAACUUCCUUGGAAUGAAACGAAGAAAAAAUAUGCAAGCAAGCGUUAAAAAGCGUAACAAAAUCGCACAAACAAUAUUUGUUGUCCACAUGGGCUGAUCCUGAAAAAUGGCUCACAGGAUGGAAAUACGCACACACAUAUCACCGUUCACACAAACAUAUACUACAACAGCUAGCUGACUCUUUUAUAAUAAUAGCCCAUUUUUGUAACAUUCUGGAAACGAGACUCACCCACCUAUUCACGGAUUAAUAGCAGCAAGCAAUUGCUGCAAUUGCAAUAAUUGUUAAAGCAAUAUUUUUUGGAGAGCAUUAUUUAUGCAAAAACGUGAUGCAGAUUUUUUUUUUUGUGUGUGUAAUACCUCCAUAAUUGCGUGCGUGUGUAUAGGCCGCUAAUUUAUAUACUAAACAUGCAAAAGACGAACUAUUGUGUUAUAAAAUAGAGAUGUUGAUAUGAUGGUGUGUGCGUGUAUGUGCGAAGGAUGCGUAACACAACAACUACAAAAAAAGUGAUCACUAAGCUAAAGCACGAUUUAUAGAUGUUAGUAGGACCAAAAGAGCCGGCGGCAUUCGCUCUCCUCCCCCAUUUUCCCUCCCAAUGGUUUAUGGGGGGAAAAGGUUGAGGGAGAAACGCCAUCGAUUGGAACGGAUUUUGUUGUGCAGAAUGAAGGAGGAGAAACAGAAAACCCCCCGUAAGACAACGAAGUAAAGGAAAAAGACGAUAAAUUUGAGCGAGAGAGCGCGGGAAACACUAAAAUCAAAACAACGCGAUAAUAUCGAUAGUUCUUCCUAGUUUUUGUUUUCUUAUAAUUUUUUUUUGGUUUGUUUUUUUUUGUCUAUACGUACGUGAAAAAAAAUGCUAUUAUGACUAUUGUAUAAUUAUUAUUAUUAUUAUUAUUAUAAUUAUUAUUUUAUUUACUAUUUUAUUGUCAUCGAUUUAUCUAUAUAUAUUUGUAUAAUUAACACGUAAUUAUAAAGUUUUCUACUGCGCUACUAUAUUACUCUUAUACACACAUUUGUACAUUUGUAGUAAUUUAUACCUUUUUUCCCCUCCCCCGUCCGGUGUGUGCCGUGUCACACGCGGGGGGGGUGCAAGAGUGUUUUUUUCGUCUCUUUAUUAUUUUAUUACUAUCCUCUGCUCUAUGUAUGUGUGGGGCACACUUCAUACUACUGCAAAAACGCACACCGGGUUUUGUGUAGUGUGGUGUACCAUAUAUGCAUGUGUGUAAUAUGAUGAGUUUUUGGAUUCACCAAUCGAGUGCCUUAUGAGAAUCGAAUCACACAACCACACACACGCAAGCGUCAUCGAAACCCAAACAACAACGAGCACAUUACACACCAGCGAGUCAUCAUCCACAGUGACAACAAACCACCAGCAAAAUGUGCUUCCAAAAGUAAAUCGUACGCUCGCGGGAGGAGGAUCAGGAAAACCCUUUCUUCCAUUGAGGGCAGAUCGAUCAGCCACCACACCCGGGGUGUUGUGCGUUAUCAACUCUGUGUUGGCAUGCAAGUAAGCAUCGGGUGUGUAUGUGUGCCCCGGGGUUGUUGGAUUAUGAUGGGGAGGGGGGGCACACGCUGUGCUGUGCCUGUGGUGUGAUUUUCUCCUUCCAAUUGUUCCAUGUGUAAAAUGUUAGCAUUACCUACCGCAUUAGGGGGGUGUAAAGGAAAGCGCGUUUCCUCACCGAGCAAAACUCUAUAUUGAUAAAUCGAAUUAAGGCCGCGUGUUUUUCAAUUAUUAUAAAAUCACAGCAAAAACAAACAAAACAAUGAUGGGUGAUUGCAUUGAGCAACAACAGCAACAAAAAAAGGAUAAAAAACCUCACCCCCAAUCGUGAUCAUAACCGGUUAAACAGUGCGCCGCCACAGCACAGCAUACAGAUGUUUGAUUUUGUAAGGAAAAGGAGCGAAGAAUUGUAUGAUUGUUAGGUAGGUAGGUAGUGGUCGUGUCUCCUGGCUGGGCGCAACCAGGAACCGAGUUUAAGGAUAAAAUGUGAAAACGAAGAAAAAUAAUACACAAAAGCUAUAUAAAAUCAACAUAAUCUAA